Molecule: messenger RNA, 3082 nt
Organism: Asparagus officinalis (garden asparagus)
Lineage: Eukaryota; Viridiplantae; Streptophyta; Magnoliopsida; Asparagales; Asparagaceae
Product: DNA (cytosine-5)-methyltransferase CMT3-like
Exons: 19
Coding region: 130-2814 (894 amino acids)
Cellular component (GO): nucleus
Molecular function (GO): methyltransferase activity; chromatin binding
Source: RefSeq, a predicted model, not a curated record
AGCAACUAGAUUAAAAACCCUAGACCCCUCCUCCUCAAUUUUCCUCUCCAAACCCUAGCUUCCCCUUCAGUACCCCUCUUCUACCCCCCCUCUCACUACCCUCGGUUGAGACGCCGUAGAUCAGCCAAAAUGAAGCGCAAGAGCGCAGAGAUCGGGAGCGAGUCGGAGAUCUCGAGGGCUCGAGCUCAGCGGAAAAAGAACUCAGAUCCAGCCGAAGAAGAACUCAAAAUCUCGAAGAAAUCGAGAAAUCUGAGGAAGAAUCAGCCCGAUCUAGUGGCUCUUGAUGUUUCUGAUGCAGUUGAAGAAGAAAUUGAAGAUUUGGAGGAAGGGGAAGAGGAGGAGGGGGUCGAGCAAGUGGAAGCUGAGAAGAUGAGUGCUGAAAUCGCUCCGAAGAAGAGGAUAUGCGUCAGUAUGAAGAAAGAUGGCGAUGAUGACUGCUGCUUCGUUGGUGAGCCGGUUGACACGGAGGAAGCUCGGAGACGAUGGCUACAUCGGUAUUCGAAUGCAGGGAAACAAGACACAAUGAUGAAAAUAGGGGUUGAUUAUGAUGUGAUAAAAGCAAAAUGUCAUUACCUUAAAGCAAAAGUUGAUGGCCAUGUUUAUGACCUUUAUGACAAUGCUUACGUAAAAGCUGGAGAAGGGGAAGAUGAUUAUAUCGGUCGCAUCAUAGAGUUCUUCAAAGCUCAUGAUAAUCAAUUAUAUUUCACUUGUCAGUGGUUUUUUCGCACUAAAGACACUGUAAGUAUCAUAUAUUUUUAUUUGACUGUUAUAAAGUGUUUGGAUUCUUAUAUGAUUUAUGAUGCUUUUAAGGUUAUUCAAAAGCAAACACUUUCUCAUGAUGUUCAACGAGUAUUUCUAUCAACGGAGACAGAUGACAAUAUUCUGGAUUGCAUUGUAUCGAAGGUUCAGAUAGUUCAGAUUGAUUAUUCAUCUAAGAGUGAGAGCAAGCCUCCAUGUGACUUGUAUUAUGAUAUGUCAUACUCACCUAAAUUUUCUACAUUUGCGAAUCUUUCUUUAGAAGAAGGGAAGGGUGGAAUUGAGACACCAUCAUCACUCUCUUCAGAGAGUGACACUGAUCUGUCAAAGAACAGAGCAGAACCUGAUUCUGAAGUUUCAUUGCUUGAUUUGUACUCUGGUUGUGGUGCAAUGUCGACAGGAUUGUGUCAUGGGGCACAGCUAUCAGGCCUUAAUCUUCAAACUCGUUGGGCUGUUGAUUUAAAUCCUUUUGCAUGCGAGAGUUUGAAGCUAAACCACCCAAACACUGAGGUUCGGAAUGAGAUGGCCGAGGAUUUCCUAUCUCUCUUACAUGAGUGGUAUAAACUAUGUCAAAGCGUUGAUGUUUUUGACGAAAACUCUCCUAAUAAAGAUGGUGUUAAGUCAGAUGAUGAGGAUGAAGAGUCUGAAGGUUCACUAUCUCCCGGUGAGUUUGAAGUUGGGAAAAUAGUGGGGAUAUGUUACGGAAAAACUGAAAACCUGGAGGAGGUGGGACUGAAGUUUAAGGUCCGAUGGAAGGGCUAUGGUCCUGAGGACGAUACAUGGGAGCCUGCUUCGGGUUUGAGUGAUUGUCAAGAGAGAAUCCAUGAGUUUGUUCGGACUGGAUAUAAAAAUAAUAUCUUACCCUUGCCUGGUAGGGUAGAUGUCAUCUGUGGAGGCCCACCUUGUCAGGGAGUUAGCGGAUUUAAUAGGUUUAGGAAUGUGAAAGCUCCGCUUGAAGAUCCUAAAAAUUAUCAGCUUACAGUUUUUAUGCAAAUUGUGGCUUUCUUGAAACCAAAGUAUGUUCUCAUGGAGAAUGUCGUUGACAUUUUGAAGUUUGCUGAUGGAUACCUGGGUCGAUAUGCGCUAAGCCAAUUGCUUGCCAUGGAUUACCAAACAAGAUUGGGGAUUAUGGCUGCUGGGUCUUUUGGCCUUCCCCAAUUCAGAUUGAGAGCAUUUCUAUGGGGGGCUCUUCGAACCAAUAAAUUGCCCCAGUUUCCCUUGGCUACCCACCAAGUCGUCGCACGUGGUGUCAUUCCAACUGAAUUUGAGUUAAGUGUCGUUCCCUUUAAGGAGACUCAAGAUUAUCACAUGGAGAAAGCUUUGUUCCUUGAAGAUGCCAUAUCUGAUCUGCCUAAAGUUGCUAAUGAUGAAGAAAGAGAUGAAAUGGAGUAUGGGAAACCUCCGAAAACAAACUUCCAACGAUUCAUUCGUCGGGCUCGAGAGGGUGAGAAAUCAUGUGAAAAACUUUUUGACCAUAGGCCUCUGAAACUGAAACCAGAUGAUUAUCUUCGUGUUUGUCAAAUUCCAAAAAUGAAGGCUGCAAACUUUAGGAACUUACCUGGAGUUAAAGUUGGACCUGAUAACAAAACCACUGGUAGUAUAUACUUUGAAUUUUUCUCUUGUUUCUUAUUAUUUUGCAUAAUCUUAGCAGUUUUUAUGAUCCAGGUGCCAGACUAUGCCCUGUCCUUUGUGAAGGGAAAAUCCUCAAAGCCUUUCGGACGCUUGUGGUGGGAUGAAACAAUUGCAACUGUUGUCACAAGAGCAGAGCCUCAUAACCAGGCGGUGUUGCACCCUGUGCAAGAUCGUGUGUUGACUGUCAGGGAGAAUGCAAGAUUUCAAGGCUUUCCAGAUCACUAUAAGCUUUGUGGCCCCAUAAAAGAAAGGUAUAUACAAGUUGGGAAUGCAGUUGCAGUACCCGUCGCUAGAGCGCUGGGGUACGCGUUGGGUCUAGCUUAUCAAGGAAAGGCUAGCGAGCAACCUACCUUUGCUCUUCCUCCUAAAUUUCCAGAUAUAGAGUUCCCAGAUCGAGAAGUUGAAACCAUUGAAAGUGGUUUAUGAUUGUGGGGUUUAUAUGAUGUUUAGGAUGGAGAUAUUAUUUGCAAUGUGCACCGUUACUGUUAUCCAUUGACAAUUUCGAUCUCAAUCAUGCGUUCUGCAUUCUUUCAGAGAAGUAACAUUUGUCGAAAGCAGUCCUGUCAGGAUAAUGAAGCCCCUCGAUGGGUCCUAGUGUUUAUAAGAUCAUAUUUGUUAAGUUAUAAAAAUUGAAUGAUUUUACUUUAUGAAAUUGCGAUAUUUUUCUAAGUAAAUUUAUGUUGUUUGAAAAUAA